Molecule: messenger RNA, 1193 nt
Organism: Lotus japonicus
Lineage: Eukaryota; Viridiplantae; Streptophyta; Magnoliopsida; Fabales; Fabaceae
Exons: 7
Coding region: 176-1015 (279 amino acids)
Biological process (GO): snRNA transcription by RNA polymerase III; snRNA transcription by RNA polymerase II
Cellular component (GO): snRNA-activating protein complex
Molecular function (GO): sequence-specific DNA binding
Source: RefSeq, a predicted model, not a curated record
AAAAACACUUAAAUGUCCCAAAACCCCAACUUGCACUACUCUUGAAUGCUUCCAUUCGCAAAUUGUGCCUCUACUCUGAUAGAUUUGGAACCGUUUUCUCCGAUGGCAUCUUCUUCCCCCCACUUCAUCUGAAUCCUCUGCGCCAUCAACGACUUUCUUAAGCUGCUUCUUCACCAUGAAUAUUGAUUAUUUCAAGAAGGACAUUGAUGAACUUAUUGGUCAAUUCGCUCAGGAUGAGUCAACAACUCUGGCUGAUAUGAAGAGAGUAUGGCUUUCUAAGAAGUUUUCCUAUAUUUAUGAAGCUUUUCCUUCUACCAACCUGGCCUUCUUUAUGCAAUCUCUGUAUGCUCAUAGUAUAGGUUACAUGGUUGGUGCCGGUUCUUUAUCAGUCCGACUGGGCGGCCUUUAUUGCCUCUACUGUCUUUAUGAGACUCAACCUUUUAAACCUCCUUUUAAGAUCUAUCUAUCCCUUGGAGAGUUAAAGAAAGUCAGGAUCCUUGUUGCUGAUGCAAAAGCAAAUGCCAUUAACGUGGCACCUGCUGUAGUAAACAGAAUGCUGGAAAGAAACAUGUUCCUUUUUGGCGCUGUUGAUUUAGCGGAAGGUGCUGUUACAGAGACAGUACAGCAACUCCAACAAUUGCAGAAUGCCAGUAUUCGAGUUGCAUAUGAAACGUUAUUUAAAAACACUCCAAUCAAUGACUACAUCCACAUGGACCUUGGCAUGGAAGUAGACCUCAAUAAUCUGAAGAAAAUAUCAUCUGAAUAUGCUGAGGCCAAGCAUCUAGCUGCAAAAGAAGCAAGCAGUAUUUUAGACGCCGAAAAUAUAAAGCGCAUAGCAGGAAAUAAGGAAUUGAUGCUAGGAGAUGUCUUUGAGGAGAUUGCUAAUGAUUGGGUUAUCCAGAAACAAGCAUUUUAUAAACAAACAGGAUUAGGGGAGGAGGUAGCAUAUGAACAAGAGCUGGAGCAGUUACUUCUAGAGGACCGUCAUGAUGGUGAAGAGUCUAAUGAAGAUUGAAAACAAACAUCUGAGUCGUGGUUUCUUAUGUAUAGGGAAUUCAUAAUACUAAUACCCUGUUUGAAUAGUAGGGAAUUUCAAAGAAGCUGUGUACUUUUUUUUUGGGGGUGGAUUUUAAAUCCUUUAUGUAACAUGUCUUGUUUGAAUUCGUAAUGGAAUAGAAUCAAAUUAAUUGUUA